Molecule: messenger RNA, 498 nt
Organism: Polychytrium aggregatum
Lineage: Eukaryota; Fungi; Chytridiomycota; Chytridiomycetes; Polychytriales
Exons: 7
Coding region: 1-498 (165 amino acids)
Biological process (GO): regulation of cytoskeleton organization
Cellular component (GO): axoneme
Molecular function (GO): microtubule binding
Source: RefSeq, a predicted model, not a curated record
AUGGCUGGACUCCCACGCGAGGUGAUCAAGUGGCUCCAGUCGCUUGAUCUCUCUCUCGAGAUCAAGAAUCCCAAGCGGGACUUUGCAAAUGGGUAUCUCGUUGGCGAGAUUUUUUCGCGCUACUUCCCAGGCGAGAUACAUAUCCAUCGCUUCUACACAGGAGAUUCGAUGGGUCUGCGCGAGAACAACUGGUCCGAGCUGGCCAAGUUUUUCCAGAAACAGAGCAUCAAAAUACCGCAAGAGGCCAUGAACGCCGUGAUGACAUGCCAGCCCGAUGCCGCAGUUUUGUUCGUCAGGAACACGUUUGCUCUCCUGACGAACCGCCGGGUUCUUGGUGACAUUGAGCCUGAUGCCCAGCUGAUUAUCGAUGCCCAUCGUGAUUUCAGCAAGCAACUGAGAGAUAUCCGAUACGAAGCCAAGCUCAAGACGCCAAAACAGCAAGCAGAGCUCACACCUCAGCCUCGGGCCAACUACAUCGAGGUCCGGCAGAUUCACUGA